Messenger RNA from Arabidopsis thaliana (thale cress), 1023 nucleotides. RefSeq lists its product as uncharacterized. The record is from RefSeq and is marked reviewed. The transcript is spliced from 3 exons. The coding region runs from base 374 to 958 and encodes 194 amino acids. Gene Ontology annotation, cellular component: plasma membrane. NCBI's taxonomy places the organism in Eukaryota, Viridiplantae, Streptophyta, Magnoliopsida, Brassicales, Brassicaceae.
CUCAUGCCGUUAAAAAAUCACAAUCACAAGUAUUCAUAACCUAAAAUUCAACAAAGAAAUCAAUUACGUAUUCUUCAUUUUUCCACAUUAAACCAGAAUCUUAAACCAAACCAAUCCAAAAAAGCGACAUUUAAACCAAUCCGGUUAUCAAACUAUCUCUCUCUCACUCACACACCUUUCUCUUUUCGCAUCACUUUCCCUCUCAUUCUUCUUUCUUAUCUCUCUCUCUCUCUUUCUCUGACUCUCUCCUUGAUGCCUCGUGACUGCAACCAAAGCAAUUUAAAACCGCCGCACUUCUCAUGAGUCUUCUUCCUCAUCAUCAUCAUCAUCACCGUUAACUGUAAUUUAUCUUCUCCGAUCUUCAUUCUCCGCCAUGCGCUCGCCGCAUGCUUUCCGUAACGGCGAAUCUCCGACUUUACGGGACCAUACUCACUUCCACUCAACCGUCACAGCUCAGAAACUCCGUCGAUUCAACUCCUUAAUCCUCCUCCUCCGUCUCGCUUCUUUCUCCUUCUCUCUCGCUUCCGCCGUCUUUAUGCUCACCAAUUCCCGCGGCUCCGCUUCUCCUCACUGGUACGAUUUCGACGCUUUCAGAUUCGUGUUUGUGGCAAACGCGAUCGUGGCGUUAUACUCGGUGUUUGAAAUGGGAACUUGCGUUUGGGAAUUUUCAAGAGAAACCACCUUAUGGCCUGAAGCUUUUCAGGUCUGGUUCGAUUUUGGCCAUGACCAGGUGUUCUCGUACCUAUUGCUAUCGGCGGGAUCGGCUGCAGCAGCAUUGGCUAGAACGAUGAGAGGUGGUGACACGUGUACGGCUAACAAAGCCUUUUGCUUGCAGUCAGAUGUAGCCAUUGGCUUAGGCUUUGCUGCUUUUCUAUUCUUAGCUUUCUCUUCUUGCUUCUCUGGUUUUCGUGUAGCUUGUUUCCUUAUUACUGGCUCUCGUUUUCACCUUUACUCAUGAUGAUUGUUUUAUGGAAUUGAUUGAUGUGUUAAAAAGAAUUUACCAUAAGAAGAUAAAUUUUAUAA